Molecule: messenger RNA, 510 nt
Organism: Saprolegnia parasitica CBS 223.65
Lineage: Eukaryota; Oomycota; Saprolegniomycetes; Saprolegniales; Saprolegniaceae
Exons: 1
Source: RefSeq, a predicted model, not a curated record
GCCUACAAGGCGAUCCGAACCGACUUUGGCUUGCCGCUGCCCGGCCACGCGACGACGCCCGUGACCGACGCCGAGUACACGCACGCAAUCACUGUCGUUCAAAGCCUCGGCAAAGUCGCUGACCAGCGCGCCGCCGUUGACAGCGUUCGCGCGGUCAUGGCACGAAUGACCAAGACGGAGCUGCUGCAGUUCAUGGCUGAGUUUGACACGGAGACAACCACGAAAUUUGUGGGUCUUGGCGCGACCUUUGCCCUCAACAAAACCUCCGUCCGUAUGGAGGCGUCUUCCGAUGAUGCGAUACAAGCCAGCGAUGUGGGCUUUGAAAUGUCGGCCAUCGGCGCAGCGAUAGUCGUCGCAUCCGUUCUCGUCGGUGUUGUGCUCGUCGUCCGAAUGCACCGGCACGAAGGUGACGCUGCCAUCAUUGCGCACGUGCUCCGAGCGAUCCAGGACAAGGAUAAAAACCGCCACCAGCACGACAAGACUGCCAAGACGAUCGUUGUCGUUGUGUAG